AAGCUACCAAAUAAUGAUUACAUGUUCUUCUCAUAAUAUCGCAAAUUCAAAUCAAACAAAUCGAAAAUGUCAGGAGUGUGUGCCGAAAUUAUAGAUGAUAUUGAAGAUUUAAUAUCUUCUCAAGAUAUCACUCCUAAAGAGAGAUAUGCAAGUCGUAAAAAUGUGAGUGUCAGGUCAAAGAAACGGGAUUUACAGAAAUCUUCAGAGCCCGUUGAAAAGAUCAUUCUUGAAAGUGUUGUUCCAGGGACACAAACAAUAUAUGUGAAAACAUGGGGCUGCGCACACAACAACUCGGACUCUGAAUACAUGGCGGGACUGCUAGCCGCUCACGGGUACAAACUCACAGAGGACAAGUGGGAAGCUCAGCUGUGGCUGCUAAAUUCCUGUACAGUGAAGAGUCCGGCUGAAGACCAUUUCAAAAACGAGAUAGACCUCGGGCGUAGUCGUGGUAUUCACGUGGUAGUGGCUGGGUGUGUGCCUCAGGGUGCUCCUCGGAGCGGCUACCUGCAGGGGCUCAGCGUGGUGGGCGUGCAGCAGAUUGACAGGAUUGUGGAGAUUGUGGAGGAGACCCUCAAAGGUCACACUGUCCGUCUUUUCGGGCAAAAGAAAACCAACGACGGCCGUAAAGCCGGUGGUGCUUCACUACUCCUGCCUAAAGUACGCAAGAAUCCACUAAUUGAGAUCAUAUCAAUCAACACGGGAUGUCUGAACCAGUGCACGUACUGUAAAACCAAGCAUGCGAGAGGAGAGCUGGGCAGCUACCCCCCGGAGGAGAUUGUGGAGAGAGCGAGACAGUCGUUCAAGGAGGGAGUGGUGGAGAUCUGGCUCACCAGCGAGGACACAGGUACCUACGGGCGGGACAUCGGCACAUCCCUGCCCUCGCUGCUCCGGCGGCUGGUGGCGGAGCUCCCGGGCGGCGCGCGGCUGCGGCUCGGCAUGACCAACCCGCCCUACAUCCUGGAGCACCUGCCCGACGUCGCCCGCGUCAUGGCGCACCCCAGGGUUUACAAAUUCCUCCACGUGCCAGUACAAUCGGGCAGCGACCAGGUUUUGUCAGACAUGAAAAGGGAAUACACUGUAGCGGAUUUUGAGAGAGUCGUUGACUAUCUGAGAGAGCAUGUACCAGGUAUCACGAUAGCUACAGACAUAAUAUGCGGGUUUCCAACAGAAACCGAUGAAGAUUUCAAAGGUACUUUGGCCUUGUGCGACAAGUACCGUUUCCCGUCUCUGUUCAUCAAUCAGUUCUUCCCCAGACCGGGAACGCCUGCUGCCAACAUGACCAGGGUGCCGAGUCAAGAAGUGAAGAAGCGUACCAAAGUGCUGUCAGACUUGUUCAGGUCGUACGAACCGUACGGCCACAAAGUGGGCGAAAUACAAGAAGUUCUCGUGACCGACGUGUCUCACGAUAGAAACUACUAUGUGGCCCAUAACGAGUUUUAUGAACAGGUAUUAAUUCCUAAAGAAGAAAAAUACAUGGGGAAGAUGGUCACCGUCAGAAUAACGAGUGCAACAAAAUUCUCUAUGAUGGGAGAGCCCAUAGACAAACCCAAAAUGGUGGGAAUAUCCGCGCCAUUGAAGAAAGGAGAAGUUUCCGGUGUGAAAACAAUAACAAAGAAAGUACCGGUACCGUUACCGGUAAUUGUAGUGUUAUUUGCUGUAUUUUUAAGAUUAGUCUGGAUGUUUUUAUAAAGCAAUAAAUUGU
Molecule: messenger RNA, 1702 nt
Organism: Amyelois transitella
Lineage: Eukaryota; Metazoa; Arthropoda; Insecta; Lepidoptera; Pyralidae
Product: threonylcarbamoyladenosine tRNA methylthiotransferase
Exons: 9
Coding region: 67-1689 (540 amino acids)
Biological process (GO): tRNA methylthiolation
Cellular component (GO): endoplasmic reticulum
Molecular function (GO): tRNA (N(6)-L-threonylcarbamoyladenosine(37)-C(2))-methylthiotransferase activity; 4 iron, 4 sulfur cluster binding
Source: RefSeq, a predicted model, not a curated record